UCGCAUUCUCAUUGGUGGGCGACGGCAAGGGGCACUCCGAGGCAGCCAUUUCCAACGAGCUGGCGGGGGGCGAAAGAUGGCGACGCCCCUCGGGUGGUCGAAGGCGGGGUCAGGAUCUGUGUGUCUCGCCUUCGAUCAACUGCGGGACGUGAUUGAGUCUCAGGAGGAGUUGAUCCACCAGCUGAGGAACGUGAUGGUUCUCCAGGAUGAAAAUUUUGUCAGUAAAGAAGAGUUCCAGGCAGUAGAGAAGAAGCUCAUGGAAGAGAAAGCUGCCCAUGCCAAGACGAAGGUCCUCCUGGCCAAGGAAGAGGAGAAAUUACAGUUUGCCCUUGGAGAGGUAGAGGUGCUGUCCAAGCAGCUGGAGAAAGAGAAGCUGGCCUUUGAAAAAGCGCUCUCCAGUGUCAAGAGCAAAGUCCUACAGGAGUCCAGCAAGAAGGACCAGCUCAUCACCAAGUGCAAUGGAAUCACAUGUCCGACUUCCGGAUCCAGAAGCAGCAGGAGAGCUACAUGGCCCAGGUGCUGGACCAGAAGCAUAAGAAAACCUCAGGAAUGCGUCAGGCCCGCAGCCACCAGCAUCCCAGGGAAAAAUAAAAUGGCUACUGCCUUCCUGUUCUCUGGCUGUAAUCGCCAGCCUCUGCCUGCUCUGCUCUGCUCUGAGAGUCCCCAGCCUCUAGCCCCUGAUACUUCCCUCCCUCUUGGGUAGUAGCAGGGGUCCACAGGGUAGGCACUUGUAGCCUAGGGGAGGAGCUAGGUCUUUGUUGUCUGGUAGGCACCACCCCUUCUUUGGGUAUUUAAUCCCUUCCUAUAUAAACAGCCCUUAUUACCCAGUAACAUCACACCCCACUCUCAGUGUCUUGGUAAAUUUAACUCUUUCAACUUGACUACAGGGCAGGAAGCCCUGACCAGAAACUUCAAAGACAGGGUGUUCCAGAACUACAAGGAAUUUGGGAAGUCAGUUUCCAUCACAUAAAAAUAAUGUUAUACCUGCAAAUCAAAUUUGUACCUGCUAAUACCUCCCCUCAACAAACGGGAGCUUCACCAAUGGGAGGAAGGGAAAAGACUGCUGUGCUGGUUUUCAGGUGGAGAAACAAUCUGGGAAGGGAGCUGGACUUGCUCAAGUUGCACAGGCAGGGCUGGAUGGGAUGGAUUGGCUACAUUCUUUCAGAAGCUGUCACUGAGUGUCCCCCAGGUGAUCAUGGGGAUACACCCAGGCAGGGGACCCACUUCAGGGGUCAGGUUAGCCCAGUGUAGCCUGUCCUGGGUCAGUUUGAGGCUAAGUGCACAGGAGGGGCCAGUGCUCUUGCUCCAGGGCCAGCUGGGGCCUGAGUCAUAGCAGGACCUUGAAGCCAGAAGUUUCAGGGCAAGUGGUGCCCACUGUUGUAAAACAAUGACAGGUGGUGGCUGCCUCCCCACAGCGCCUGUCUCUAGAGCAGGUCCUAAGGCUACGGGGGCUGAAAUGAGGGCCUUGUGAGUAUCUUGGGGAGCACAGGGCUGUUCUUAACCUCCAGGGGCUUUGCAGCUGAGACCACAAGCUACUUUGAAGCUUCCCAUGGGACUCCAUGUUGGUAUCAAGGAACUGUUCUAGGAGCUGAGGCAGACUGAAAGCUAGAGCUGUCCACUCCAUCCUCUUCCAAUAGGUCUCACUGAGGGCAAUGGGUCCAGCUAGAGUUAGCACCUUCCUGGGGCCCUGAGGCGCCAGGGAGGCCUCUAGCAGUGUUGCUUACUCUACUGAAGGUUGGGGAUUGGGGAGAGUGUAACUGAGGUCAAGGAAGGUGGUGGAUACACCCUUAGGAGCUCUAGCUGAGGCCAGCAAUGGCGAUGGGGGUCCCCUGCAGUGAUGUUAAGACACCCAGGGCUGAGGGGAAGAUUGCUUGUACUACCUGAGUCGCCCAGCCUGAAGGCCUGGUUCCCCGGCUCACAGACUGAACCGCACACAGCAGUGCCUGACUUCAGUCGGAUCGCUGCUGGGCCUCAGUUUCCUCACCUGUGAUGGGUGGAGUUGGACCUAACUCCUGGCUCCAGGGCUUCAAAAGGUGGGCCUGCCGUUCCCUCACCUGCCUGUCAGCCAAAGCUUGGAGCCCACACCAGGUGCUCUGGCUUGUGCCGGAGAAGGGGGUCGGUAGGACAUGGAGGCUGGAGAGGGAAGAGUGCAGAACCCAGGUCUCUCCUGCUGCUGGCGCCGCUGGCUCAGGAGUGGACGCGGCCGCUUUAAG
This is a messenger RNA of Cebus imitator (Panamanian white-faced capuchin), 2213 nucleotides long. RefSeq names its product spermatogenesis associated 24 (gene SPATA24). Gene Ontology annotation, molecular function: DNA binding. The coding region runs from base 77 to 703 and encodes 208 amino acids. The transcript has 5 exons. NCBI's taxonomy places the organism in Eukaryota, Metazoa, Chordata, Mammalia, Primates, Cebidae. Gene Ontology annotation, cellular component: cytoplasm; nucleus. The record is from RefSeq and is a predicted model, not a curated record.